AUGCCUUUCUACGAGAUCCAACACACCUACCCCCUCACACGCAGCCAAAAGCACCACUUCGCCCAAGCCAUCACGCGGCUCCACUCGACGACGUUCCUGACCCCCUCGCUCUUCGUCAACGUCAGUUUCCACCGCCUGCAGGCAUCAUCCCCACGCCACGCCGCCGCCGCCGCCACAUCAACCGCCAACGAAGAUGUCGAUGUCGACGACGAAGACAACACGUACUUCCUAGCCGGCAACCCCGUGCCGCACAACCACGCGGGCCCGAACCGGUUGCUCGCCAUGGUCCGCACAUCGCCGGCGCGCACCAAGGCCGUCUUCGACGACCUCGCGGCCAAGCUUGAGGCCGAGUGGGACGCCACCGUGCUCGGACCGCCGCCGGGAAAGGGAAAGGAUAACAAGGUCGAAAAGGCGGCGAAAAGGAUGCACUUUAUCGUCUUUUACCCCAUGGUCGCCGCGAGGGAGAAUGGCGUGACCAUUCCGGAUGCCGGCAACGAAUCCUCCUGGCUCCGCGACAACAUGCCCUUCUUCCGCGCGCAGGCGUACGACCACGACGACGACAACUUCCGCGACAUGAUUGACGAGAUCAACCAGCGUCCGGACCUCAAGAAACUACUCGGCGAAUAG
This is a messenger RNA of Fonsecaea multimorphosa CBS 102226, 627 nucleotides long. RefSeq lists its product as uncharacterized. The record is from RefSeq and is a predicted model, not a curated record. The transcript is spliced from 3 exons. The coding region runs from base 1 to 627 and encodes 208 amino acids. NCBI's taxonomy places the organism in Eukaryota, Fungi, Ascomycota, Eurotiomycetes, Chaetothyriales, Herpotrichiellaceae.